Aspergillus calidoustus is the source of this 378-nucleotide messenger RNA. Lineage: Eukaryota; Fungi; Ascomycota; Eurotiomycetes; Eurotiales; Aspergillaceae. The record is from the annotation of a GenBank genome assembly.
AUGCAAAAAUACACCGUUCCAGAAGCCUUCAAAGCCCGCAAAACGCUCGUCACCGCAUUUAGCACACACCACGCCAGAGGAGGGAAAUACGAUAUGUCAGACAUUGUUCGCCAACGCUGUAAGGUUGCUCGCAGAGAUGGCUGCUCUGGCGACUACCUGGGCCGGUCCGAAGUUGAGUUACUCAAUGGUCUGCUGAGCAACAUGGUUCCGACACUAUUCUGGAUGCUGGUUAAUAUCAUACUAGACCCUGGAUUGGCCGAGCGAGUGAGCCAGGAAGUCGAGAAUAUCGAGAAUGUCGUUCAAAAACCAGAUCUAGCUACGUUGAGCCUUGCCCCAGGCGACAUUCGCAAAGAGUGUCCGGUCCUCGUCGCGACUUAG